Messenger RNA from Diachasma alloeum, 4967 nucleotides. It is a transcript of the gene blo, whose product is annotated as zinc finger CCCH domain-containing protein 13. Lineage: Eukaryota; Metazoa; Arthropoda; Insecta; Hymenoptera; Braconidae. The record is from RefSeq and is a predicted model, not a curated record. The transcript is spliced from 8 exons. Bases 355 to 4563 code for a protein of 1402 amino acids.
AUUUUAUUAGUUGUUCGGCGGGCGGCUGUGCUGCGCCGCGUUUGCUCCUGAAGAGUUGUCGAGAAUUUCUCUCGAUUCGAGUGCAGUUGAGACUUUAACGUGAAUUUGCGGGCUCUCGAGGGGUCGAUUUUCAACGACCGAUUCACCUUCUGGGAAUCGAUGAUUUAAAUUUGAAAAAAAAAAUUUGUGCUUUCUGUGGAGUUUUCAAGUGUUUGUGGGACUGUGUUCUUGGAUUUUCAAUUUUUGUGAUAAUUUUUUGUGGAUUUUUUUGCCAUUUUUUAAGGUGAAUUUCCGAGGAAAGGGAGUUGAUAAUGUAUUGUUGAUGCUAGAAUGAAGUGAAUUUAGUCAUUUAUCAUGGUCGAACUGGAUUCGACUGGCACUGGUGUGGGAGAUUGUGGCCCCAAUAUUGUUGAUACCGCUAAUUUUGGGGAUACCUCGGGUACCUCAACCGGGCUGAAGCCCGCUGAGAGAAGCGUCUCCUUCAAUCGAGACGUCCACGUCAAGAGGAUCGGCCGUGGAGUGCCGCGUGUGACAUCAGCCCUAGCUGGUGAUGGUGAAGGCAGGUUGAUGCCCACACCAGUUCACAAAGAGAGCAUCGGAGCUAGAAGCAAAGAGGACCUCGCCCAAGAAGCAGCCCUUGUUCUCCACCAAGUAGGAAGUCUAAACUGUGUAGCACGUGACAAUAGACGAUUACCAGGUAAAUUCAAUACAUUACCAGUGCGACGUGGUACCAAGAAACGCAGUGAUUUAUCACCCAACGAUCAGCGUACCAGUGAGAUAAUCAGUGAAUCACCAACAACAAAGCGCAAGAAGAAAUUAGACAGGAGUGUGAGCGAUGCCAGCGCUCAGAAAUACAAGAGCCCACUGGCUAAGCUAUUCUCACCCAAGUUGGAGCGCAAACGUAAUGUAACUGUUAAGAGAAGUGUCAGUGACGUUGGUACGUCUGAUGGUGAAAAGAUAAGGCGCAAGAGAAGUGGUAGUGAUAACGAGACGUGUGAUACAUCAUCACCAACUCCAUCAUCGAGGAUUAAGAAGCAGUUGUCACCGAUAAUUGAGGUGUCACCCCAGAUUGACAAGCCCUUUGAUUUUACCGGUGUUGUGAAGCCACGUGAGCACAUUGUUACGAUUGAAACUGAAGUUGAGAGGGACGAGGUUGACGAGGCUAAGGACAUGCCUCACAGUAGCAGAUACGACAGUCGUGAUACAGGUUCAACCAUACGUAAAAUGAUACACAGAUUGUCAAAUGAUCGUUCACCACCACCACGUUUGACCAGCACGAUGGUGACACCUGGUCCUGGUUUUGGCCACAAUAAUAAUCGACCUUUCUCUUAUACAAGACCCAAUGAUGAUAUAACACAGCCGCCUGUUCAGACGAGCAUCACGAUUUCCGAUAAAAAGAGAGCGCAGAGGAGUCACUCGGACAGUGAUGAGGGACUUGGAUUGGAUCGUAAAGACUCAUCGAGAGAGAAUAGCCCAGCUGAGAAGGACUAUCGAGGGGUCUCUGGGUACAAUGCUUUCUACAACGAGUCACGCAGGAACAAUGAGAUCAAUGGCUUUGAUAAUCGUUAUGACAAGCCUGACAGAUAUACCUCGAAAAUAUUUGUUCAGGAGGAUACGAAUCGAAAUAUCGGGGGGAUAACGAGUAAAACCAGUGAGCUGAGUGCUCGAAGGGAUCUUCUGGAAUCGAGAAUGAAGUCUAGAUUAUUGAAUGAGGAUUCGUUCGCGGGAAAGAGCAAUGGAAUAUUCAGGAAGACCGAGCACGAGAUAAUCGACAAGCCUAUUGUUCCUUCUCCUGUUACACCUGAUCGGGUCUCCUCACCGAAACGCUACUCUGAGACAUACAUCUCGGAGACGAGGACCAAUAGCAAUGGUGAGAAGUACAUCUUCGAGAAGGAGCUGAGGGAGGACAAUGGUAAGGUAUUUGGCUUUGAGAAGAAGAUCACCAACAAGAUCCCGCCGAACUACACGGAACCCAAAUCAGUCCGCGGAAAUGGCUACAAAGUAGAAACGAGAACGGACAAGCAUGGUGACAAGUACAUUAUCGAAACGAAGUUGCACGAUGACUACAACGAGGGUGAGUUUAAGCCCUUCAUGAGUGACAAGAGUCGAACGAGCCCUGAGGAGCGCUUCGAGACCCUCGGCAACAAGAUAUCCUACGUCAAAGCACCGGUGACUGUCAACAGAUUCGUGGAGAACCGUGAAUUCUCGAAAAGCGAAGAUUUCCUGGACCGCGAGCCUCGUAAUGUCUCCCGUAGGCGUGAUCUGUACGUUCCCAAGAUGCGGAAGAAUCUGGAGACAGUCCGGGGUAUUAGCAAGUCGAGUCAACGGUUGGACGAGGUCCUCGAGAAGAGCCUCCCGAGGUCCGAGUACAUAACAAGAUCGCACGAGAAUCUUCGUUUGGACAGUGACUACGUGAACACACGUGACUUUCGUUGCGCGAAUGGCCGGCCAUCUUAUCGAAACGACUUGCGCGAUGGUAGACACAAUGAUGAUUACGAUACUGACAUAUCCCAGAUGACCAACAGCCACUUGGAGACAAAUGGCUACUACGACGAGGAGAAUCGUCGUACAGCUCAGAUAAGAAAGAGAUACAACGGAAGUUAUGAUGGCUCGCCGCCGUCUCGCAUGCGGAAUGACUCGGAGCGCGGUUACAACUCGAGUAGAUACGAUUCAGACGCGACUGGAGGCCGGGAAUCUGUGCAUCGUCGUGAGGUGCGUUAUCGCACUGAGGAAACGUCCAGAAGUGUUCGGAAAGAGCACCGCAAGAUCCCGGAAGAGCGCUCCGUUCCACUGCGAGGAUCGAGAAAUCGGAUAGAUUACUUGGACGACUCGGAGUCAGCCAGAGAGAGCCCAAGGGGUGGGAAGACGAGGCUCCACCAGACACGUCUGGAGACAUUCGACGAGAGCCCAGAGAUGACACCUCGGGUAUUUCACGAGAGCAAAGUCAGAAGAGAGAGACACGAAGCUAGGCACAGAGAGACGGGGCUAACAGACCCUGACAGGAAGGAUCGCCUUGCUGACUCGGGUAUCGAGAACGACUACCGAAGGGACUCUCAUGAAGCGGAUCGUCGGGAGCCUUUGGAGUCGGAGGACGAGGGCUUCGUUACACUUCAGUUCAUCAAGCAUGAACGAAAGCAUACAGAUCGAAACAUGAACUUGACGCCGUUGGAGAAACGCAGGUAUGACAAGUACACGUCCAACAGCAAGGUGACAUCGAAGCCUCCGUCAGGGGUCAACGACAAGAAGUACGAGAAAAAGGUGACGAAGAAGAGUGGUACGAUGAGUAAAGUGCGACAGCUCUUUGGGAAAAAGGAGAAAAAAGCUAAGGAGGAGAAGAGCAAGGGGAAGAGACGUCCUGGUGAUGCCGAUGGUAGUAGCAGCGGUGGAACCGGUGCUCUCACCGAUGAUGAGGUCACUCAGAGGUACAAGGAGUAUCGAGGCGAUCGACUCAGAAGUGCCAAAAGUGCCAGAGAUCUUGACUACGACAUCGAGCAGGAAUACCGAGAAAGACGCCGUUUAUCAACCCCGAGUGAGAGUCCAAGUCCCGGUAGGCCAGCCCGGCUGUCUCGCUCAACUGGCACAUUGACCCACGAGGAGGCCUACUUGGACUCGACCAACACUCUCACACGCGAGAAUCAAACUCCCCCCGAGUCCAAAGGCUGGUUCAAAUCCCUCUCUCGGAAGAACAAAACGAGCACCAAGAAUGUCGACAAAAAAUCACGAAUACCAGAGAGUGAGAUUAUGACGACGGGAACUGAAGACGAGGAGGUAUCAUCAGCUGCUCCAGAGCGCAUAUCCGCAAACAAGAACAUUCGUUUUUGCGGGGACACCGAUCAGGAGUCACUGUCGUCUCACCGUGAUCUACACAGAAAUAAACGAGACGAUCAGCACGUAACAUCGAGACGUGAAAAAACGACAAUUAAUGCGGUACGCCAGGGAAUUCUUAAUGGAGCGAGGAAGCCCGCGAGGCAUGCGGAGAGCGCACUAUCCUCUGGUGAAAGUACCACAGGUGACAGCAGCCAGCAGAGCCAGAAUUCACAAAGGUCACAGAGAUCUGUUGUGUAUCUUCACGCUGCGACCGUCGGCGAAAUUCCAGGACCGAAUGAACGCCGACGGGCCGCCAGCAGGGAGGAGCUCAAUCGUCCAUUGCAAUCGCACACACGUACUGUAUCGAGAAGUGUCAGUGUAUUAGCACCUUGGAAGCCACGGCACUACAGAGAGCCGUUUGAAAUUAAUUACGAUCAGCAGUAUCACAAGCCAACCACAACGCUCCGACGCAGGCAGCGCAGUCGGGACGAGGCGACACUCGGGAGACGGGGCAAGGAUCCAUCGCGGAGGAGCAAAGACAAUUUAUCAAAAACUGGAACGAUAAAUCGCAGUACAUUGAAAUCUAAGGACAAGCAAAAAGUUGACAGAACAGUAUCAACAGAGUCCCUUCAGCACAGUAGGGCCCCAAAAAAUGGCACCUCCAGGGUGGAACUCAACAGGUCUACCUCAGUUCCACGUGAUCCAAACAAGAGCGCUGGAUGGUUUAAAAUCAAGAGCAAAAAGUCACGCCCUUGAUGGGAUAGGCCAUUCUCCAAAUGCUAGUCUCGAGUUUUUUUUUUUCUCUCUUAAUUAAUUAAAAAAUGAACUGGUGGGUGAAAACGAUCAGUCGUUUUUCUCUCGCUCGUCGCCAAUUGUUUAGCAAACACCCUUUCCUCGUAACGUUUUUUUACAGCUUCAGUAGACAUUCGAAUUUACCAAGUUUAUUGUAUUAUUUUAAAACAAACAAAUGCCUCGAAAGAAUAAUGUAACUACUGUUGAAUCAUUCCACUUAAUUGAACUAAUUUUUAUUUUUCCUCUCUGAGAUUUUCGUCUCGGGGGUUGCUACUCUUUUUAUCGAGUUGUUUGUAUACACUGCAGUUACACUGACACAGAUACACAGGAUGAAUAAACAAAGGAAUAAACAAAUUGACAAUUACUAA